Passer montanus (Eurasian tree sparrow) is the source of this 1072-nucleotide messenger RNA. RefSeq names its product nuclear receptor 2C2 associated protein (gene NR2C2AP). The coding region runs from base 493 to 960 and encodes 155 amino acids. The record is from RefSeq and is a predicted model, not a curated record. The transcript is spliced from 5 exons. Lineage: Eukaryota; Metazoa; Chordata; Aves; Passeriformes; Passeridae.
CAGCUCUCGCCGCGUUUAUUUUUGCCGGUGACUGAGCUGAGGCGGCCUCGGCGCGGCCGCCGUGACUCACCCGGCACCGGGAGCUCUGCGGGGCUGCGGAGCCGGGGGCUGCGGUGGGCAGGGGCGAGCAGGGAUUCGGGGAUGCUGGGAUGAGCAGGGAUUCGCAGCGAUUCAGGGAUGCUGAGCCAUGUAGGGACGCCAGGAUGAACAGGGAUGAAGAAGGAUGCGGGGAUGAGCAGGAACGCAGGGAUGAGCGGGAGGUGCAGCUUUGCUGGGCUGUGGAAGGAUCCUGGGGUCUGCAGGGGUGCAGGGAUUAGCAGGGAUCUGCAGGGAUGCAGGAGUAUGCAGGCAUUCAGGAAUGCAGGCAUUCAGGAAUGCAGGGCUGCGGGGAUGUGCAGGGAUGCAGGCAUGCAGGGCUGUGCAGGGACUCGGGAAUGACGGGAUCCAGGAAUUCAGAGGUUUAGGGAUGCAGGGACACGCAGGGUUUCGGGGAUGCAGGAAUGCGGGGAUCCCUCCCGCCCCUCUCCCUCUCCCUCUCCCUCUCCCUCUCCCUCUCCUCUCCCUCUCCGCAGAGCUGUCCCGGGAAGGUCCCCGCGCCCCCCGCGCCCCGCAGCACCGGGCAAGGAGCGGGGAUCCCCAAGGACAGGCGGGAGCGGUACCGGAACCGGCAGCGAUGCCCGUGGAGCCCCUGGUCUGUGCCCACACGGCCACGCGGUCUCCCAGCUGCACAUCCAGUUCCAGGGGGGCUUCUCCAGCCGGCUGUGCACGCUGGAAGGCUGCAGAACGGGCGAGGAACUGGUGAAGAUAUCCGAGCUGUACCCCCAGGACAGCCACGCCAUGCAAAGAUUCCAGGUGCAGGAGACGGUGCUGGACAAGCUGAAAAUCACCUUUGGGAGCAGCACGGAUUUCUUCGGGAGGGUGGUGGUCUAUCACCUGGGGGUGCUGGGGGAGAGGCUCUAGGGGGACCCCGGGGCUGUCCCCUCUCUGUGCCCUCAGGUGACACCGGUGAGGCUGUGCUGGGCCACAGGCGUGGAAUGGGAUCAAUAAACGAUCUUCCUGUUUUUUCCUGGGA